This is a messenger RNA of Topomyia yanbarensis, 3802 nucleotides long. Its product is annotated as ectopic P granules protein 5 homolog. Lineage: Eukaryota; Metazoa; Arthropoda; Insecta; Diptera; Culicidae. Gene Ontology annotation, cellular component: cytoplasm. Gene Ontology annotation, biological process: autophagosome maturation. The record is from RefSeq and is a predicted model, not a curated record. The coding region runs from base 529 to 3612 and encodes 1027 amino acids. The transcript has 6 exons.
AUUCGAGUGCAAUCAAUCGAGCUUCCUCCCCAAUUUGACUGUCACCGGCUGGCUUCAAUCUUCCGCGGUAAUCGCGAUCAUUGGGUGGAAUUCGUCGAUCUUCGUGGUAUACGAAACGAUCAUCGGGAAUCAGCCAACAAUUGGCAAAAAUUGUGCUUCCGAUAUGGGGCGCCAGCCCCAACGAUCACAUCUCCAGUUCGUUCGAUCAAUCCCAGCAUAAGUAACUUCGACCUACAAGACCCGAAGCAGUCGAUCUUCAAGCGUCUCGAAGCGUACGACGCACCCGCACCUCCGCCACCAGUGUUCAAACCAGUCUCCGCUGUGAACCCCGUCGAUAUUGUCUCCCUUUCUGCCAGUGCCCUAAUCUCUAUCGUAAAAUCCGAAUUUUCCACCCUGAAUUCCUACGCGAAGAAAGAAUUUCACGUUCUAUACAACGAGCACCUACAGCUGGAUUCACAGUAUCUCGAGUUGAUAAAGAAGCUCUACAUCAACGAGGAGAAACGAGUGUGGAAGGAAGCCAGCUGUUCGAUGCUUUGCAGGGGGGUUAAGAAAGUCACGAUCGAGUGUAGGGAAGCGAAGCUGGUCGAAAGUGUGAGUGCAACCAUCGUGGAAAAUCGUUCCGUUCACGAAGCCACGAUCAAGCGAGAGUGUAAAAUUCCCGAUGGCGUUGUGAGAGCUACCGUGAGGCUCGAUGCCUUUCUCAGGCAACUAGUGGAAGUUUAUCUGGAAUUGAAGGGCAGUGGGGAUUUUAAGAUAUGCGACAAAAUCAGCAAGGUGGCGACAACAAUGUUUUACGAAUUCGUGGAUAAAAUGAACGAUUACAACCAGCUGUGUCCUGUGACGAAGGCGGCCUGUUCGCUGGAAAUUUCGCAGCUUGGGUUCUUUAUGAAGGAAAAUCAAAACGAGGAAGGAAUUAAGCUACUUAAUAUUGCAUUGAAGCGACCGGAAUUGGUGAGUCUGAUCACUGAACUGCUGGUACCGGCCAGCUGUCCGCCACAGUUUUUCCUGCGAAUGUACGGUUUCAUCAUUGAUUCGCACAUCAAGAAGUGCGAUACCCAGGUUCUGUUUGUGCUGCUUUCGAAGUUCGAUAUCAUCGCUUGGAUGAACCGGUACCGGCCGAAGCUGGUUGAUGUUAAUCAGCUAGCGGAAUCGAUUCUCCGAGGGCUAGAGGGAUGGAACCAGCCGGAUGCCGUGCUUAUUCAAGAUCUCCUUCAGCGCCACCUGAUACAUCUGUUCGAGUAUGACUUUCCGGAGCAUUACGGCGACAUCUUACAGAUAAGUUUGGUUGCUUCUUCGAAGAAAAAGAUAAUGCCGAAGGUUCUGCUGGAACUGAUCAAUUCGAUGCGACGCAUGGUCGGUUGUAAGCCGCUGGCCUUCGGGCUCGAUUUGGAUGUUUUGUUGGAAGAAUUUCGCGAAUUUGCUACUAAGCAAAGUAUUCUCUCGUACAAGGAUAUCAUUGAUACGACCGUUUUGCUGACCCAGCACUUUCAGAAGGAACGACUGAGCCACGGCUUGCACGGGUUGUACCCGAAGCAUAGUGAUUACUGCGGGGUGUUGUCGUUGCUGUUGGGUACGAUGGGACAUGCGGCGGUGGUGGCCGCUGUUCACACCUAUCCGGGAGUGUUGGCCGAUGAUCUCAUCAACUGGUUAUGGCCCUCGCUAUGCGACAUGUUCUCCCCGUGGCUUAUCCCGUACUUCCCGCAAAACAUGAAACAGAUAGCAAACUGGAUACAGCAGGUCGUUAGCGGCAGCUCAAUUCUACCCCCGUGGAGCGAACUUCACACCGACACCGCCUUCCGGAUGAUCAUAAUGUUCCAGCAUUGCCUACAGUACCUGAUGGACACAUUCCCGUCCAGCAGUGCCGUCCUAGGACACCUCUUCUACUGGUACGAACUGAACUUUGCCCAUCCGGUCUGUCCCCGGUUCGUGGUCGUUCCAAUUCAUACCCAUCUGAUGAACCUAGCCUGGGAUCGGUUUCGACCCGCCCCGGUUCACAUAACCGGCUUCAGCCGCAUCCUCCAGCAGUUCAUCCCGGAGAGUCAUCUCUUCGUGGGUCACAUCUUCAUCCGGAUCGCGUGGACACCCUGGCUGCAACAGAACAUACAAUCCUGGGACUAUCAACUCCGCUAUCAGAUGCUAUCAUCACUGUUGAUGAUCUUCGUCAAAAUAUCCUACGAACCGAACGCUCGGGAUGGACUCAAGAUUGUCACACUGCUGCAGGAAGCCUGUGACUAUCCGUGGUAUCUGCUGGAAUACCAAGGUAUCGAAGCGGUUCUCGAUUGGUUCGUCCUGUCGGCGGAACCCUCCGUAGUUCUAAAAAUGCCAUCGGAAAACGAAGCUGUCGACAGUGCCGUCCUGGAUUUGCUUCAGGUCGUCUCGGCUAUGAAAUUCAAUCCAAGCAAUCCGCUGGAGUCGUCCACGUUACAGUCACAAAUACAAACGAAACGAAUUCUGUACGUGAGAACCACGGUUCGACUGUUGAAUGCGUGUGGAUCCAAGUAUCAGAAAUUGCUGGGAACGAAACAGGGUCUACAGGCGUUUCAGAAUGCUGUGUUGGGACUGUUGAACACGAUCGAGACGGUACUGUUACAGAUUAGGUCUGUUAAGGAUCGCGAGUUUGAUGCGAAGAAUCUUAUGGCCGAAGUGGUUGUAUCGUUACAGUCCCAAGGGGAGUACAGUAGGAAAUUUUUCAUUGAGGCCAUUAUCUUGUGGACGGAGAACUGCCGAACCAGUGACAGCUACAUCAUUCCCUCGAUUCUAGAAGCCAUCGGCUUGUGUAAAAGUUUCACUGUUAAUCUGUACUACUUGUUGGAGGAAAUGAUCUACCAUCACUUCAGAAUGUCCUGGCGGGGACAAACAACGAACGAAGGUGCUCCGAUUUUGGACGCAUCCUGGUCAAAAUUAGUGCACAAAAUUGGACCCAGAACCAUAAGAGGUUUCGAUCAGAAUACCCUGGUGAAAAAUCGGUAUUUACUAGGACUGCAUCUGUUGACGUUGCAGCAACUGCAAGAGGCACCGAGCUGCGGCGAAAAGGUUUUGGUUCUUGAAAGAUUAUUUCGAUUGAUAGAGGACUUAAAAGUGAGUGAAACGGACGAAACCAAGCUGAUCCUGGUUUGGAGCAUGAUGGUUGUGGUUGGCGUAGAGAUCUGGAAAAACGACACCGACAGUCAUAAGCAUCUACUGACCCUUGCACGCCAUCUGCAAACUUGCUCCAAGGAUUCGGACGGUUGGGGAGAAGGACUACUAGGUGCCAUUGGUAUCCGCAAGGACGGUGUUAGUAUUCGACGGAAGGUACUGGCCAAGUGUCUUUCCUGCAUUGUGUUUCUGCUAUUCGGAGAAGACGCAUCGGAAGUGGUCGAGGCCAAAGAAGGCCCUCCCUCGAUUGGUGUCAGCAACCGGUGCCGGGAAUACGUACAGGCCAUGGGUGACCUGAAGCUGACGCUGGGUAACAAAAGGUAUGCCGACGUGCACGUUAAAACACGAGCAGCAAUCAAUUUGAUUGAGAAUACCGCUAUGGUGACGCACAUCGGACAGAAUGUGUUCAAGAUUUUGCGGUUGUUUUGUGACGAACAUUUCUUUCAUUCGGUGGAAGAGGUUUGGAAGGCAUUGUGAACGGUAUGUUUAUAUUAUUUGAUCCCUAAUCAUAGCUGAUAUUUUUGAACUACAGAAAGGAGAAAGUUUCUCUGAGGAACUGCUAAAAACGGAUUUCUUUGUUCUAUAUAAACACUUAUUUUAAAAGCGCCUAGCAUAUUUUAUUCGCAACAUACAGCUUGUUAUUGGCUUAUUGGGCUGUGAAACAGAA